Melospiza georgiana is the source of this 3161-nucleotide messenger RNA. RefSeq names its product adrenoceptor alpha 1D (gene ADRA1D). The transcript has 2 exons. Gene Ontology annotation, molecular function: alpha1-adrenergic receptor activity. The record is from RefSeq and is a predicted model, not a curated record. Gene Ontology annotation, cellular component: membrane. Bases 224 to 1759 code for a protein of 511 amino acids. NCBI's taxonomy places the organism in Eukaryota, Metazoa, Chordata, Aves, Passeriformes, Passerellidae. Gene Ontology annotation, biological process: cell-cell signaling; phospholipase C-activating G protein-coupled receptor signaling pathway; positive regulation of cytosolic calcium ion concentration.
GCGGGCGGACGGCGUGAAGCGGGCGGGGGGCAGCGCGUCCUGCCCUCCCUCCCUUUUUCUCUCUUUCCCUCCAUCCCUCCAUCCCUGUCUCCUCCACCCCGGCCGGGGGAGCGAGGUGCGGAGCGCGUCUUGGCGGGGGCUGCGAGCCGGGGAUGAUGCUGGGGGAGCUGCGCCUCGGCACCGCUUUCUCCUCGCCCUCAAUGGAGCCCGCACUUUCUCUACAAUGACUUUCCCCGAGCUGAGCAAUGGCAGCUUGAGUGAGAACCGGACGGGACAAGGCGGCCAGAGCGCUGCCAACCGGUCCUGGGGGCUGCAAGGGGAGGAGACCCCCGAGGGCAACGGCACCACGCUGACUUUCGCCUUGGACGUGCAGGCGGUGGGAGUCGGGGUGUUCCUGGCCGUCUUCAUCCUCUCGGCCAUCGUGGGGAACAUCCUGGUCAUCCUCUCGGUGGCUUGCAACCGGCACCUGCAGACUGUCACCAACUACUUCAUCGUCAACCUGGCCAUUGCCGACCUGCUGCUCAGCACCACCGUGCUGCCCUUCUCGGCCACCCUGGAGGUGUUGGGCUUCUGGGUGUUUGGGCGAAUCUUCUGCAACAUCUGGGCAGCGGUGGAUGUGCUCUGCUGCUCUGCCUCCAUCAUGAGCCUGUGCAUCAUCUCCGUGGACAGGUACAUCGGCGUCAAGUACUCCCUCAAGUACCCCACCAUCAUGACGGAGAGGAAGGCGGGAGUCAUCCUCGUGGUGGUCUGGCUCUCCUCCAUGGUCAUCUCCAUCGGGCCGCUGCUGGGCUGGAAGGAGCCGCCGCCGCCGGACGACAGCAUCUGCAGCAUCACGGAGGAGCCGGGCUAUGCCCUCUUCUCCUCCCUCUUCUCCUUCUACCUGCCCCUCAUGGUCAUCCUGGUGAUGUACUUCAGGAUUUACGUGGUGGCCAGGCGGACCACCCGGAGCCUGGAGGCAGGGGUCAAGAAGGAGAGGAACAAGUCCAUGGAGGUGGUGCUGCGCAUCCACUGCCGCAGCGUGCUGGAGGAGCCCCUCUCCAGCACCCGCAGCAAGGGACACAACUUCAGGAGCUCCCUCUCCGUGAGGCUCCUCAAGUUCUCCCGGGAGAAAAAAGCAGCCAAGACUCUCGCCAUCGUCGUGGGUGUCUUCAUCCUCUGCUGGUUCCCCUUCUUCUUCAUCCUGCCCUUUGGCUCUUUCUUCCCGUCCCUGAAGCCCUCAGAAAUCGUCUUCAAGAUCAUCUUCUGGCUGGGAUACUUCAACAGCUGCGUGAACCCCAUCAUCUACCCGUGCUCCAGCAAGGAGUUCAAGCGCGCGUUCAUCCGGCUGCUCAAGUGCCAGUGCCGCCGGCGGCGCCGGCCCAUCUGGAGGGUCUACGACCACCACUGGAGAGGGGCCUCCAUCAACAGCUCAGUGCAGGACUCAGAGACUGACCUACGGCCCAGGAUUAACACCCUGAACAGCUCCUUCAUAUUUAACUCCUCCUUCCAGGAGAGGGGCAGUAAGAGGCGAACACUCAGCUUCAAGGGCUGGAAGAUGCUGACGCCUUUCCAGAAGCCGGCGUCCACCCAGCUGAAGGAGAAGAUGAACAGCCUUUCCAACAAAAUCCGGGGGGGAUCCAGCAAAGGGGUGGCCACAGCCACCUACAAGACAGAGGUGGAGUCUGUCUCGAUUGGGAUCCCUCAUGAUUUCACGGAAACCAUCGACUACCAAACCCAUGACUUAACAGACUGCUGUGGGCUGAGAGAAACAGAUAUUUGAGGCCUCUGGGGCAGCUGUCAAUGGUUUCUUUAGAGGUAUCCAGAAGAAACAUGGAGGGAUACCACCUGUGGGUCUUUCAGGCAGGCUGGAAGCAGCAGUCAGGUAUUAAAUGCAGUUGCCCAAAGGUUGUCCAAGCGUCCCCCACGUGGAGCUCAGCCCCUUCUGUGCGGUUGUGGGUUCCUCAAAUUAGAGCCAAUGGCAUAUCCCAUUCUAACAAGCCACAGCAGGAGGAGAAGGUGUGGAUAUGACCUUAGGGCAAGAGCUGUCUCCUCUGGUGGAUGGCUGUCUUUGGCUUUGGAAGAAGCUGUGCAAUUAAGGGAAACCAGGAUGUCUCCUUUGCCUUAAAAACACCACAGUGAAACCUAAUGGAAAGGUUGAAUCCCAAAAGUUGCCAACCCUGCCUUAGUACAUGUGGUCAUGUCUCCAUCCAGAGGCAGCAGCCAGGAAGGGCCCUGCCAAGCAGGAGCUGGCAGCUGAUCCUUUAUGUGGGUGGGUUGGGAUCCUGGAGGUCCUGAAUGGGACAUCCACAUGAGGCCUUGGCUUUGGAGGGAGAGCAGACUGGGGUAUUCCCAAGCAAGGUGGAGGGAUCCCAGCUCUCAGUCAUCAUCUCUGCAGUGGCCACAGCUUUGGCCCUCCCACAUCACCUGGUUUUAGGCCAGAGGAGUAUUCCAGAUGUGUGCACUGUUGCCAGGAGGUGUGCAGGUCUCUCUCCUCUAAUUCCAUCCUGUGAAGCAUUUUGCAUUUCACACUUGCAACCCACCUUGCUUUAGUGGACAUCCAUCUGUGACACACAGAGAAACCAGCUCCUUUUGGUGUCAGUCACCCCCAAACCUCCCUGUCCCCUUCUUUGCUCUCGUUGUUUUUCUCAAAAAAAGCAGGAUUAAAAAAUGCAUCCCAGAGGCUUCACUCAGGACAACAGAAAACAGCCUCAGGUUGUGCCAGGGAAGAUUUAGGCAGGAUAUUAUGAAGAAUUUCUUCACUCAAAGGGUGGCCAGACACUGGACCAGGCUUCUCAGGGCAGCGGUGGAGUCACCAUCCCUGGAAGCGUUAAAAAGACUGCAAAUAUGGCCCUGGAGGAGGUGGUUUGAUGGUGAAUGGAUGGUGCUGGGUUGAUGGUUGGAUUCCAAGAGGUCUUUUCCAACCAUAAUGAUUCUGUGAUUCUGUAACGAGGGUCCUCAGCCAGCCCGUGCUGUGGCUCAGGAAAGGUGGGAUGGCUGAGUUGGGAAAUUUGCAUUUCCUCUGCCCAUAGAGUCCGAGGUGAAGUGGAGCUGAGGUGCAGCUGGAGCUCCCUAAAGGAGAGGGAUCCUCUCCCCAGUCAGGGUCACACUCAUGAUCCUUCUCCCAAGGGAAUUCCCACAUGCUUGAUACAUCCAACUUUUGGUAGCUGCCAACAAUUGCCUUG